AAUUUUCGAGAAAACAUGAUGGAUUCAGCAAGCUGCUGUAACUUGGUUAUUCUUAGAUAAGUUAAAUUUAUGGAUGUCUGGCUCUACAUCUGACAUCUCAGUGAGGGCCAUUGUUAAAUUUUGUUUACAAAUGAUAUGCAAAUGUGGUGUUCACGGCCGUGAAAUCAACUAGUUACGGGAAAGAAGCCAUCUAAAAGAUCAACUAUGGCGCCGCCGCGUGCGGAUAACAAGAAAUUCUCGAAGGAAAGAUCAAAACAAAAGGCAGCAAAGAAGCCCUCGAAAUCGUCUCUUCCUUCUACGGCAGUGGCCGUCGCUUUAACCGCUCUGGUAGCGAUAUGUGUAGCUAUGUAUUACAAGAAUGGAUCUGGGAUCGAGACGAACCUCCGCCAAGCGACGAAGGAAAGAACCAAAGAAUCAAUAGGAACUUCAAAUUCCAAACGAAGUGAUACGAAUGCCGAUUUUAAAGUUCUACCUCGAUUAAAUGGUGUGAAGGUUGGCCAUGUGCAAAAAAGACAACUAAGCCCAGGAAAGGUGUAUGAAAUUAAGACACUUAGCUUAAGACCGCCUAUCUUCGAAAUUCCCGAUUUUCUGUCCGAAGACGAAUGCCAGACUAUAAUAAACCGAGCUUCCAAGGCGGGCCUGGACACCAGUGAGGUCCAGGACCCUGAAACGGGUAUCAACAUUGAGCCAACCAAUAAGGCGACGUUUCACAGUUGGGAUUACAAUAACGAUGGUGUCAUUGAAAAAGUAGAGGUAAUGCAUAAUCUUGUUGAUCUCAGUGAUUUAUACUUCUCAGAAGAAGACAUCGCAAAAAUGUUUGUUGAGCUGAAAGUAGACAAGAAUAACAAUGGUGUUAUGGAUUUAAAAGAGUUCCUUGCAGUGACGACAAACAAGAUUAUGAAAAGUCUUCAUAACAUGGCAAAAAAACUUCCUCGGGUGAAAAGCCGAAACAGUCAGCAAACAUGGUUGGAUCAUCGAAAGAUCAAAGGACUCAAUGACAGAGUGGCGGCUCUAACAAAGCUUCCAAGGGCAGUUAUAGAGGAGAGUGAAGAACUUCAGGUUGUCCAUUACCAUCCCGAGGGCCACUAUCACUGUCAUCACGAUUCCCAAGAUUUUGAACCGAACGUUCCUUGUUGUGCUUUCCGUGAUAGAAGUCACUGUCGUCUUUGCCGGUAUAUUACAGUGUUGUACUUUUUAAAUGAUGUGGAAGAAGGAGGCGAGACUGCCUUUCCAGUUGCGGAUAAUGCAACAUUUAGCACAGAGGCGUGGGCGGAGAUCACCAAAUUUCGCUGCGACCUGAGCAAGCAUUGUCACAAAGCCAACUUAUUCGUAAAACCUCGUAAAGGAACAGCCAUCCUGUGGUACAAUCACUUGCGGGAUGAAAAGACUGGAUGGCACGGGAGACUGGACGAAAUGACUUAUCAUGGAGGGUGUGAUAUCAUCAAAGGAGAAAAAUGGAUUGCAAACAAUUGGAUAAAUAUCCUUGGAGACUCGCGAGAGACUAUGGUUUCGUACAAAAAUCCUAAGAAAAAAAUUAAAUGAGAAGCUUUGAAUUGUUAUUGUUUUAAAAUAACACUAAAAAAGAUUGUGACCUUGUUCUCAGCGUCUUCUCUCUACUCGUCCUCCAAAAUCAAAGAGAGACUGGGGCGGGAAAAAAGGGACUCUGAGAAUGUAACUGAACUGGUGUUUAACAAUGCACUGACGCCUUUUCUCUCGAAUUCAUAUUUUUUAGCCUUCCUAAAAUAAUUCUAGCCUCCCCCCCUUUUGCGGUGAUUUUCGGGAAGUAAUUCAGGGGGUCGUAUUUCUCUCAAUACACUCGUCAAAUCUAAUUUUACUACCUUAUAAAUAUUAAGCACCGUACCAGGACUGUUUAAGGUAAGAAAAACUUUUUUUGAUGAGUUUUCUCUGUAGAAUUCAGCGGUUUUCGACGUUACCCUGGGGUAA
Pocillopora verrucosa is the source of this 1944-nucleotide messenger RNA. RefSeq names its product transmembrane prolyl 4-hydroxylase. Gene Ontology annotation, cellular component: endoplasmic reticulum. The record is from RefSeq and is a predicted model, not a curated record. Gene Ontology annotation, molecular function: calcium ion binding; iron ion binding; L-ascorbic acid binding. Gene Ontology annotation, biological process: peptidyl-proline hydroxylation to 4-hydroxy-L-proline. NCBI's taxonomy places the organism in Eukaryota, Metazoa, Cnidaria, Anthozoa, Scleractinia, Pocilloporidae.